GCCGGGAGUUGUAGUUCGGGUAUGUGGAUUCAUGCUUGGCUUCGUUUCCCACUGAUUCAUAGUGUUGAGGAAGAAGAAAGUCGCUUCUUGUAGUAGAACAAUUUGAUAUUUUAUUAUAAAGGUGAGUAAUGAGCAUCUGGUAUACUUUUCUGAAGGUCCCAUGUUACUUUGUUAAGGUUAGUGGCUUGUUUUAGAUACAUGGAGGGACUAUAUUAUUUGAAUACAUGCAGAUUUAGUCGUGUUUUUGUGAUUUAUUUAUUUUUUCUCACUUUCAUUAAUGGGAGAACUGAUUUCAGAUAGUAAUUGUCUGCAUGUUGUGUUCCUAAACAAACUGUGUUUUACAUGUAGACUCUUAUUUGGCAAUGGAGGCUCCCCCAGUCACCACCAUGCCUGUGUCCGGAGGGACGAUCAAUAUGAUGGAGUAUUUACUGCAAGGUAAGAUCAGUAUAACUUACAGACAUAACCACAGAUAAACUGUGCUCUGUUGAUCAAUAACAUUGCUUAUUUUGCAAUAUGUACAUUUAGCAACAAAUCAUAUCGUUUUAUACUCCGUGCAUCCAUACAGAUUUUAUACUGCAGUGUUUCAUUAUAGGACCAUUAAAAGAACCCAAGCCACUAUCAUCUCAAUGAACUGGCCUUGGUGCAGUGGUCCUUUUUGUUUGCACCCUGCAAUGUAACACACUGCUGUUUAAUGGAAACGGCAAUGCUUACAUUGCAGAAUUAAAUACACCUCUGGUAGCUGUCUUAUUUUGAUAGCCACUAGAGCCACCUCUGCUGUGAGAAUGGAGUCAAACUCUGUCCUGCUGAUGCAACUAGUGAGGCUCCUAAGCACCAUAACUACCAUGCUCAUUAUAGUGGCUAUGGUGCUGUGUCUACGCUGGUGCUGAUAACCAUUUGUUUUAAAGCAUUUUACAAUAUUUGGGACUCUUUUUUGUUACUUUUUUUUGUGUUUCAAACACAAAAAAGGGUUCAAUGUACAGUCAUGUAUUGUAGCAUACAUUAUGAGUGUACAUAAACAUAGCCGAACAAAGUAGAACACAGAAAAGUGGGUACUCUGAGUUUGACAGCUGUAGCAAUUAUCAGUUCAAAAUAAACCCUAGUCCAUAUAAUACAUGUUGCUAUCUUCUGUUACUACCAAUACAAUUAAAUAGAAGGCAAUGUUCCACAUCUUAAAAUGGGCCAUAUAUUUCUCCCUGUAGAAGUAAGCACAGGAUCCCAUAUUUUACGAAAUAUUGCUAAUGUGCUAUGUACUGUGUAAGACACGUACUCCAUUUAACAGUUGUACCAGAUAAUAUUUUUAAUGUGUGCUAACGUUGGAAGGGUAUCAUUUUACAAUUUCUAGCUAUAAAGGUCAUAAGUGCUUAGAAGAAAAAAAAGUAGAGGAUAAUUUUUGGUGUGACCGUAAAAUUAGAUUUGGGAACAUGCUUAAGAGAGCCACUUUCAAAGUUAAAGGAAUAAGAAUUGAGAGAAAGGCUUUAAUAAAAUCAAAACGUUCUCUCUAAAUUAGGACUAUACAAGGUCAUAACCACCAAAUGUGGGAUAGAGAUCUCGCUCCACUACACUUGUGCGAGCAUGCUGAAGAAUCACAGGAUACACACAUGGCUCAAACAGACCGGUGUUAAAUACCAACAAAAUAAUAUUUUGUAAAUUUGUUCUACAUGAUUUGUACAAAAGAAAUGUUACUAUAAAUUACAGAAUACUAUUCCAAUCUUCAUCAGAAAAUUAUUUAACCAAUUUUGUCCCCACCUAAGACUACAAUGUUUUGGGAGGUGUUUGUUUUUCUGCUUUUCCUUUUUUUUUCUCUUCCAGGAAGCCUUUAACCAUACUAAAACUUCACAAUUGCUGAAAUUAGCCUUAAAGUUUUAUUGUUUUUUUUUUUUAAAUUUUGUUGUUGUACACUUAUGUAAUUUGUUUAUGUAUUUUUAGGUAGUAUUCUUGAUCAGGGUCUAGAAAGCCUUCUUCACCGAUUACGUGGCUUAUGUGAUAACAUGGAGCCAGAAACCUUCUCUGACCAUGAAAGUGUGUACCUCCUCAAGGGCCAACAGGCCAGCCCAUUUGUUCUACGUGCACGUCGACCUCUUGACCGUCCAGGGGCUCCAUGGCAUCUCCGCUACUUAGGACAACCUGAAGCAGGAGAUCGAAGUCGUCAUGCCCUUGUUCGGAAUUGUGUUGAUAUUGCCACCUCUGAUGUUCUUCCAGAAUUCCUUCAGGAGAUGGGUUUUCGGAUGGACCAUGAGUUUGUGGCAAGGGGCCACUUGUUUCGGAAAGGGGUUAUAAAGAUUGCAGUCUACAAAGUUUUCCGUGUACUAGUGGCAGGAGCAGCAGAAGGAGCCGAACCAUUAUCUCUCUCUUACCUGGUUGAGCUUAGUGCUGUGGCACCAGCUGGACAGGACACAAUAGCAGAUGAAGUUAGGAGUUUUGCAGAGCAGCUCAGGCCUCUCGUGCAACUUGAGAAGAUUGACCCUAAACGCUUAAUGUGAAGAGGACAGUAUAAGAGUGUACAGGACGCUGCCAUUGAGUUGAAAAGACUACAUUGUAGCUUAUUUUGUAUCCAGUGGCAGGGUUAAACUGACAAGCAGGAAAGAGGUCAUAAUGCCUAACUUUUCCACUGUCUGUAUCUGUGUCACAGGUGGGUUUUCAAGUCAGCACUCAAUGAAGAACCUUAUCAGAUAAUAGGCAAGUGCCAUUUUUCUCUGGACAUUUGUAUUAAAUACACAUUUUAAUAAUA
This is a messenger RNA of Pelobates cultripes (western spadefoot toad), 2728 nucleotides long. Lineage: Eukaryota; Metazoa; Chordata; Amphibia; Anura; Pelobatidae. The record is from the annotation of a GenBank genome assembly.